ACCGCCGCCUCAGCUUGCGCCGCCGCCGCCGCCGCCGCCGCCGCCGCCGCGCACGCCAUGGGAGCCGUGACUGACGACGAAGUCAUACGGAAGCGUCUCCUGAUUGAUGGAGACGGCGCUGGAGAUGACCGGAGAAUCAAUCUGCUGGUGAAAAGUUUCAUUAAGUGGUGCAACUCCGGGUCCCAGGAAGAGGGAUACAGCCAGUACCAACGUAUGCUGAGCACACUGUCCCAGUGUGAAUUUUCAAUGGGCAAAACUUUGCUGGUAUAUGAUAUGAAUCUCAGAGAAAUGGAAAAUUAUGAAAAAAUUUACAAAGAAAUAGAAUGUAGCAUUGCUGGAGCACAUGAAAAAAUUGCUGAGUGCAAAAAGCAAAUUCUUCAAGCAAAGCGAAUACGAAAAAAUCGCCAAGAAUAUGAUGCUUUGGCUAAAGUGAUCCAGCACCAUCCAGACCGGCAUGAGACAUUAAAGGAACUAGAAUCUCUGGGAAAGGAACUAGAGCAUCUUUCACAUAUUAAAGAAAGUGUUGAAGAUAAGCUGGAAUUGAGGCGGAAACAGUUUCACGUUCUACUUAGUACCAUCCACGAACUUCAGCAAACGCUAGAAAAUGAUGAAAAGCUCUCAGAGGUAGAAGAAACUCAAGAAAGCACCAUGGAAACAGAUCCUAAGCCAUAAACAGGCUAAUGGUUCACACUUCCCAAGAAUGCAGAAGUAACGACAUGCUCCUAGUGCAUUCAGAAUUUGUUGUGCUCUUCAGAUAUUUAAAGUUUUGGCAGUAAACUACUUUGCUUUUAAAUAUUAA
Molecule: messenger RNA, 799 nt
Organism: Lontra canadensis (Northern American river otter)
Lineage: Eukaryota; Metazoa; Chordata; Mammalia; Carnivora; Mustelidae
Gene: THOC7
Product: THO complex 7
Exons: 8
Coding region: 58-672 (204 amino acids)
Biological process (GO): mRNA processing; mRNA export from nucleus
Cellular component (GO): THO complex part of transcription export complex
Source: RefSeq, a predicted model, not a curated record